GUGCCGGCUGAAGAGGGCCGGCCGGGUGGCCCCUCGUCGGCGCGCCCGCCUCGCUCCACGCGGCCCUGCGUGUUGCGACGAGGUCGCGCCAUCUGCAGCACAGAUGGCGCUACCAUUUGUGAUAUAGAUGGCGCUGUCAUUUGCGCCUCGGAUGAUCCCAGCACCGGUAACAGGAGCGAGACCACAACGUGCGAGACAGGUGGCGCCACCUGCAGCCCGUGCGCACCGGCCGGUCGUGCCGUGGCAGAUGCUGUCAUCUGCCUCGCAGGUGGUGCCACCAUGUGCGGUGAAGCCAGCGACGUUCCUGCAAGCUCGGCAACAGAGGACUUCCGUGCCCACGGGGGCACUGCUGAUGAGGGUUGUGACUCUCCGCUUGGAUCUCCAGCUCCGGUCGAUCCGUGCCAGCUCCAGAACAGCUGCUACGGGCAACACCCAGCACCAGCCGCGCCGAGUGCCACGGAGGCACCAGCACAAGCUCAGGCACCGUCAGUAAAGGCGGCGCCACCAUCGCCCUGCGCCAGCUGCGACUGCGUGCACGUGUCGGCGGCGUGUCCGCUGCUGCAGCCACGAUGCUGGGUGCAGGACGCCGACGGCCCGACGGCUGCCGAAACGCUACCGCCGUGUCUGCACAUAGAUGGCAGCAUGGUGCGGGCGGGAGCGGCCGGCCUGGCUGCCUUCACGCUGCUUGGGCCGUUGCGGGGCCGCCCGGUGCGGCCCGAGCAGGUCACGGACGCGACGGGCCUCCACCACAUCUGGGAGGUGUACGGGGAGGGCGUGUUCCUUGACACGAUAGACCCUGCCAGCUCCAACUGGUUCCGGUUGCUGCGACCGGCGCCGACGCGGGCCGAACGGACGGUGGCAGUCCUCACCAGGGGACGCUGCCUGUUCGCCGUCACCACGUGCGACCUCGCUCCCGACCAGGAGCUGCUGUACUGGCAGGACGACCCCGGCAACACCUGGCAGCGCAAGAACAUGCUGAAGAACAGCUGUGGCGGCUGCAAUCUCAAGUUUGAGCACCCCUUGUUCUACCGGCGCCACUGCUCAUUAUUUCACGAGCCGGGAACCCCACUCACCAUUCGCAAGUACUACUGUAAGGUGUGCGGUGAGGCGGUGCUGGGACGUCAGAAGCUGCUGCGGCAUGCUUUGGAGCAGCACGGCGGUGCCGGCGCUUACCAGUGCCAGCACUGCGGCAAGUACUUCCGUCGGCUCGGCUACCUGGACGUACACCGGAACCACGGCUGCGCGGCCAACCCGCUGCGCACGCACCCGCUCUGUCACCUGUGCGGCACGCGCUUCUGUCAGCCGCAGAAGCUGCGCGCGCACAUCCGACGUGUCCACUCAGAGGCCGGCUCGCCGCCGCCGGAGUUCCGCUGCCAGAGCUGUGGCCGGGUGCUGGGCUGCGGCACGGCACUCCGACGGCACAUGCGUGAGGUGCACGCGGCGGCGGACGGCCGUCACGCCCAGCUCCACUGCCGCCGCUGCGGCAAGCCCUUCCAGAACCGUUCCAACCUCAAGAUCCACAUGCUCACGCACUCCGGCGUCAAGCCGUUCCACUGCGCGCUGGCAGACUGCGGCGCCACCUUCACCACCAAGCAGUGUCUGCAGUUCCACUACCGGCGCCAGCACCAGCUGACCGGCUCGGCCAUGCCUCCCAUCCGCCGCGCCGUGCCCUUCACUCUGACGGCCUACUCCGGCUCCCUGUCGGAGGAGCCGGCGGCGACGGCGGCGGCGGCGGCGCGGCGGCGGCUAACGCGCUCCGACGCCAUCUGGGAGCCGGCGGGAGCCGAGCGGCCCGAGCGGCCCGAGCGGCUCCGCUUCCCCGGCUUCUCGGUGUCACGCGACCUGCCCGACCAGAGCAACGGGCCGCGCCUGCUGCGGGACGCCUCGCGCACCGAGCUGGACAGCAUCGAACCCAGCGUUGGCCUCAUCCUGGACAUGAGCUACCGGCACCGGGCGGAGCAGACGUGAGCUACUGACGCCGGGUGGAGCAGACGUGAGCUACCGGCACCGGGCGGAGUAGACGUGAGCUACCGGCACCGGGUAGAGCAGACGUGAGCCACCGGUACCGGGCGGAGCAGACGUGAGCUACUGACGCCAGGUGGAGCAGAUGUGGGCUACCGGUACCGGGCGGAGCAGACGUGAGCUACUGACGCCGGGUGGAGCAGAUGUGUGCUACAGGUACUGGGUGGAGCAGACGUGAGCUACCGACAACGGGCGGAGCAGACGUGGGCUGCAGGUACCAGGUGGAGCAGACGUGAGCUACCGACAACGGGCGGAGUAGACGUGAGCUGCAGGUACUGGGUGGAGCAGACGUGAGCUACCGACGCCGGGUGGAGCAGACGUGAGCUACAGGUACCGGGUGGAGCAGACAUGAGCUACUGGCACCGGGCGGAGGAGACGUGAGCUACCGACGCCGGGUGGAGCAGACGUGAGCUACCGACACCGGGUGGAUCAGACGUGAGCUACAGGUACCUGUUGAAGCAGACGUGAGCUACCAACGCCGGGUGGAGCAGAUGUGAGCUACCGACGCCAGGUGGAGCAGACGUGAGCUACCGGCGCCGGGCGGAACGGACGUGAGCUACCGGCACCGGGCGGAGCAGACGUGAACUACCGACAACGGGUGGAGCAGACGUGAACUAGCAAUACCGUGCGUAAUAUACAUGAGCUACCGACACCGCGCGAAGAAGCGGGCGUCAGGGAUCGUACUGAAGAUAAGCUACCGACCCUGAAACGGAGAAAAAGGGCGGACGAAUGCAAUGAACUCUAUUAGGAACGAAAUAUCGUAUCGGAUAAACCCUUCCUUCUUACCGCAAGGUAGAGAGAUCAGUAUCCCUAUCCGUCUGUUUUAAGCCCUGGUGCAAAUUGAUAAGGAGUACUUUAGUGUGCGUUCCCACCAUUUGUGGUUGUGAUGGCUGGCCGUCGAUGUGUUAAUGUUUGUCCACGCACCUGUGAAGAUCUAUAGCCGAGUAAGGACCACAAUCAUUCAGCAUGGAAGCUCCUUUCCCUGGUCGUGUGUAUUGGACCUGUUACAAUUAUCGGAUCGCAAACCCAUAAUAUAAUGAAGCAAAACAUAACGCCAUCGUGCGCCUU
Molecule: messenger RNA, 3090 nt
Organism: Pollicipes pollicipes
Lineage: Eukaryota; Metazoa; Arthropoda; Thecostraca; Pollicipedomorpha; Pollicipedidae
Product: histone-lysine N-methyltransferase MECOM
Exons: 8
Coding region: 280-1968 (562 amino acids)
Molecular function (GO): protein binding
Source: RefSeq, a predicted model, not a curated record